Ustilago hordei is the source of this 2757-nucleotide messenger RNA. Its product is annotated as related to SYP1/YCR030C. Gene Ontology annotation, cellular component: cell division site; cytoplasm; plasma membrane. Bases 1 to 2757 code for a protein of 918 amino acids. The record is from RefSeq and is a predicted model, not a curated record. The transcript has a single exon. Gene Ontology annotation, biological process: septin cytoskeleton organization. Lineage: Eukaryota; Fungi; Basidiomycota; Ustilaginomycetes; Ustilaginales; Ustilaginaceae.
AUGCCUGAACCUCAUCUUCCCUCAAACGCUUAUGCGGGUGCCUUUGUGCCUGGCAAACCACGCAACUCCGCUGAAGCUAUCCAGACCAGAAUUCGCAAGGCCAAGCAAUUCAACGAAGAACUCGCAGACUAUUUUGCCGCUCGUCGUGAGCUCGAAGAGACCUACCUCAAGCAGCUACAAAAGGUUUCCAAACGCAGCUUCCUCUCCGACCCAUCCUCCAUCCCACCCGGCUACGCACCCGUUUACGAACGUCUCAUCCAAGAGCUUGCAGAGGUAGCCAGUGCACAUGGCGAACUCGAGAAGCGGAUCGCAGAGGAUUGUGAGACUCCCCUUCGCAACACCACUUCCAAGGUGGAAUGGGAUCGACUUCAAACCCAUGACGAGUGGCUCAAUCUCUACAUGCGAGAGCUCAACUCGCUAGAGACGCAACUUCAGAAGGACGAGAAGAAGCUGGAAGGUGCUUCACAGAAGAAGGCGUCGCAAGCCAAUGCUAAAGUGCAGGAGACCGAGAAGUCCAUAGAGCUUCGUAUGUUUCUCUGGGAGAGGGAAGCUCCCGCUGCGUUCCAUGGCUAUCAGCGCAUCGAUAACCAGCGUCUCGAGCUGUUGAAGGAAACUGUGGCCAAGUUCGAGACGGCACAGAGCGAUGCUGCCCAACGCAUCAUGUCGAGUUCGGAGAAGACCAUGCAGGAAUGCUUGACCUUUGAUACUCAGGCUGAUAUGCAAGACUUCAUGCUCAAGAACGGCUCAGCUGCUCAUCCUCGUAACGCACGAACGGCAACCUCUCGCCCAGCUCCAACACCGGCGGCGCCAGGACUCAACCGACAGUCUUCGAUCGCUAGUCGCAGCAUCAGCAGUCGCAAUGGUCCCGAUGCAUCGGCGCGUGGACAAGCCAAUGGGGCAGGUGCAGGAAUGGGUGAGUUCGGCGCAUCAAGUACGUCUCUCCACUCGGCCGACCGUACGGUGAGCAGCUCGCAAGAUGCAGCGACGCCCAGCAAGUCGGGCGGCUCGACACUCAAGAAUGCAUUCAGUCGAUUCGGACGAGGUCGCUCGAAAAAGGACUCGGCCAACACGCAAACUAUGUACGGCGGCUUGCCCGAGGAGCCAAACGAUGAUUCUUCUUUCUCGUCCAUCAACCGAAGCGGAACGCUCCGACAGAACUCGGCUGCACCAACAGGCGGCUCUUCCUCUCGCAACGCUGCAUUGCUCUCUGCUGCUGAUGACUCGAUUGACUCCAUGGCUCCUGGCUCAGGCGGAGGACUAAUGGCACCGCUUACUCCCUCAACUGCUGCGGCGAGAAAGAACUCGGCAAAUGUACCUGCUACAGGAUCCUCUUCCGGCGUUGCUCCUACAUCCGUCGUUGCUCCUACAUCCGGCGUUGCUUCUACAUCCGGCUCCGCACCCCUUGUCGAUUCUGAGGGCUACUCGAUCCCUCCACCCGACCGCAAGCCAUGGGAGACUGCUGCUAUCGGAGGAGUUGCCGGUGUUGCUGGUGGUGCUGCAGCCGGAUCCUCCCUCAUGGACGACAACGACAACUCACGUGAUACCUUUGACAACUCCAUCAACAGCCGUGUUAGCAACAUGAACAUCAGCAGUCAACCCAUCUCCGAAGACGCCUCCAAAGACAAAGCUGCACUCGAACGUAUGAAGUCGACCCUCCUUACCAGUGGUCCACCUUCUCGUCGAGCUACCACCCGUCGCGACCGCAGAGAUGUACGCAAUACCACCUACAACCCGGCCUUUGCAGGUGUUGGUUCAGGCGACGAUAGCAGAUUGAGUCAGUUUGGAACGCUCAGUGCUUCUCCACAGACGAGUACGCCUACUUCGCCUUCGCCCUUUGGGGCGCAGAGUGCAUAUACUGGUGUUGCUGGUGUUGGACGUCAUCGUACGCAGAGUAUCGCAAGUGUUGCGUCGUCAACCAAUCUGUUCGAGAACAGUUCUUCUUCGUCGCCCAUCAAGGCCAGUCUCAGUGAGAGGGUGAAUGUUAUCUUUGUUGGGAAGGAGGUUUCGAAAGUUAUGGUCGUUGGCGAACUUAGUGUUGCCGUAGCUGCUAAUCUUGAUGCUGGGGCGGUGGGUAAGCCAUUGCAUAUUAGGAUUGAAGCUUUUGAGCAGCUCGAAAAAGCAGCUCCCAAUCCUGCUUUCCUGAAAGCGGUGCCUGGUGGAACAACUCCUGGUGAAUAUUUGUUGGACAUCAAAUUGCUUCAAGAACAAGGUGUUCGUUCAGCGUUGCCGGGUAGUGGAGCUCAAGCGGUGGUGCUCAAGUAUCAACUUCAUGUGUCCGAGUCUAGGAAGGAAGAGUAUGUGCCGCUGUCGCUUCAUGCUCAGUGGCGUUGUGAACCUCAUCAAACGUCGUUCCUUAUGACCUACUCUCCGUCAAGCAUCUGCAAGUUUUCGGGAGAAGGUCCAGCAGUGUUGCAGGACCUGCAGGUCGCAGUGCAGAUUCAACCGUCGAAUGUUAGCAACAUCAUGUCCAAACCUACGGCCAUGUUCGUGGCGGAGACAAAGAGUUUGUUCUGGAAGAUUAACGAGAAUCUCUCACUGCUGGGGACGGGGGCAGAGGUGAACAAGUUGUUGGCGAGAUGUCAGAUUGAAGGUGCGCAGACGGUGCCAAGUCCAGUGUACUUGAAGUGGAGGAUUUUGGGUAAGACGAUCUCCAGUCUAGGUAUUACGACCGUUGGUGAAGGUGUAGCAGAGGGAGGAGCGAAGAUCGAGGAGGUUGUGAGACAGUGUACUGCCGGAAAGUUUAUUGCUUCGCCCUAA